Messenger RNA from Nerophis lumbriciformis (worm pipefish), 1882 nucleotides. NCBI's taxonomy places the organism in Eukaryota, Metazoa, Chordata, Actinopteri, Syngnathiformes, Syngnathidae. The record is from RefSeq and is a predicted model, not a curated record.
CGGGUGAAGAGAGGGGCGAAGCUUUCAACCGAUCACCACCUGGUGGUGAGUCGGCUCCGAUGGUGGGGGAGGAUGCCGGACAAGCAUAGUGAGGGUCUGCUGGGAACAUUUGGCAGAGUCUCCCAUCAGAGAGAGUUUUAAGUCCCACCUCCGGAAGAACUUCAAAUAUGUUACGAAGGAGGCACUAGACAUUGAGUCCAAGUGGACCAUGUUCUGUGCCUCUAUUGUCGAGGCAGGCGAUCGACCAAGGUGGUCGGUGCCUGCUGUGGCGGUAAUCACAGAACCCGCUGCUGGACACCAGCGGUGAGGCAUGCCGUGAAGCUAAAGAAGGAGUCCUAUUGGGUCCUUUUGGCUUAUGGCUUUGGCGGUUGCACAGGCAAAAACUCUGACACAGGAAGAGCUUGGCAAAGCCAUGGAUAACGACUUGUUAUUGCCAGCAGUAAGUCGAACCCAUUUCCAGUGAGGGUUGGACUCUGCCAGGGCUGACCUUUGUCACUAAUUCUGUUCAUUAAAUUUAUGGACAAAAUUUCUCGGUGCAGUCAGGGCGUUGAGGGGAUCCGGUUUGGUGGCUGCAAGAUUAGGUCACUGCUUUUUUUCUGGCUUAUCUGGCAAGGAUCUUCAGCUCUCAGUGGAUCAGUUUUCAGCUGAGUGUGAAGCAACUGGGAUGAAAAUCAGCGCUUCCAAGUCUGACUCCAUGUUUCUCGCCCGGAAAAGAGUGGAGUGCCAUCUCCAGGUUGGCGAGGAGAUCCUUCCACAAGUGGAGGAGUUCAAGCACCUCGGGGUUUUGUUCACGAGUAAGGGAAGAGUGGAUCGUGAGAACGACAGGCAGAUCGGUGCAGCGUCUGCAGUGAUGCGGACCCUGAAUCGGUGUGUCGUGGUGAAAGAGGAGCUAAACCGGGAGGCAAAGCUCUCAAUUUACCAAUCGAACUACGUCCCUAUUCUCACCUAUGGUCAUGAGCUUUGAGUUAUGACCAAAGGGAUCACAGGUACAAACACUUGAAAUGAGUUUCCUCCGUCGGGUGGCUGUACUCUCUCAUAGAGAUAGGGUGAGAAGCUCUGUCAUUCGGGAGGAGCUCAGAGUAAAGCAGCUGCUCCUCCACAUUGAGAGUAGCCAGAUGAGGUGGUGCGAGCAUCUGAUCAGAAUGCCCCCACGUCCGACCGGUAGGAGACCACGGGAAAAACCCAGGACACGGUGGAGAGACUGUGUCUCCUGGCUGGCCUCAGGAUCCCCUGGGAAGAGCUGGACUAAAUAGCUGGGUAGAGGGAAGUCUAGUCUUCUCUGCAUAGGCUGCUGCCCCCGUGACGUGGCUUCAGAUAAGCGGAAGAAGAUGGAUGGAUGGAUGGCACUUACUGUACAAUGUCUGCUGUCAUUAGGAUGCCGACUGAUAGAAUGUUGUUGUUGGGGGGUGUAACUCUCAUGACUGUCAUGACAGUGCUACUUCCUGUUUGCCUCACUAGUCUGGCCCCAAUGGGGGUUAUGACUGAAAGGACAAGACAAACAGAACCUGUCAAAGUGUACCAACUUGUUGGAUUACAUCUUCGUCCUUCUCCUAUCCAGGGCAGCGUGUGGAGCGACUGCUUGUACGGAUGCUGCUGCUACACGCUAUCUUGGCUGCAGAUCUCCAGGGAGCUGAAAAGAAGGGCUGCAGCUCAUGCCUCCUCCUCCUCAUCCUCCUCCUCUUCUUCUUCUGGAGCCAAAUACACUACACUCUCUCUCCUGCAGGGGUCGCACUUGGUCUGAAUCACAUGGACUCGCUGGACUUUGGGGCUUUCAAUAACUAGUGCUCUAAAAAGACACUGAAGUGAUUUUUACACAAAGUUAUGUGGUAAAGUAUCGGGCUGACAUCAGAUUUGCUGUCAAUAAAUGCCAAAAUUAAUUUCA